UUUGGUACAAACUAUAAAGAAGAUGUGAGUGUUUUGGGUCGAUCAAGAAGGGAUGUCAACGGCCAAGAUGACAGAAGACUUCAGGUCUUAGCAACUGUUCCCAUAUCAAUUCCCCUUUCAUCAAUCGCAAAUGUUUGUAACUGGACAAACGAUGAAUGCCCAAGAGGUCCAAAAGGAGAUCCUGGUCCGACAGGGCUUACUGGUCAGAUCGGUCAGAGGGGACUCCCAGGAACACGUGGAGAGGCUGGUCCGAGAGGGAAGCGAGGAGAUCGAGGACCCAAAGGCCACGCAGGUAGUAAUGGAGAGCCAGGAGCACGAGGAGAAAAGGGAGACAUUGGUUUACCUGGACCACAAGGUCCACCUGGUCUCCAAGGAACCCGGAUCGAUAACUGUUCGUGCCAAGGUAAUCGUAGAUCGGCAGAUGAAAACCAUGGUGUAGCCAGUAUUCCAUUGGAAGAGCUGGAAACUAAGAUGCGGAGAAUCCUCCUUCAGUCAUCAAUCUCCGGGUUUAUCAUCGCCAAUGACAGUUCAGAUAAAGCAGAAGUCAUCAUUAGCAGUUUUAAAUCCGUUAAGCGUGGCCCUCCUGCUCCUCUGAUGGCGUCAGGUGAUGGGUCGACAGGUGUGCAGAAUGACGUCAUCGGUGAAGCAUCUUCUGAUCAAGAUUCUGACGUUGAUAUUGGAAAUGAUAACCCUGGUGAUGGUCUUUCUCAUAUUUCGAAUAUACAUCCAAAUCAUGCAUUCGCUCCACCUGGUAGUGGUAACACUACAGCUCGCAAACCACAGCAUCUUGAUCAGGGCAGGACGAUGAAAGAAUCUGGUAAUUCUCGACUACGGGCCGGAAGUGAUGGCGAUGCCGGAAACCUUUUUGUAGACCAUGUAGCGACGACAGACAUGCCGACAUCGUUACCAGCCCAAGCUUUGAGCACGGACAGCAGGACUAUGAUCGUUGACCCGCAAGAGACUUCAGAAAAUGAGGCAGAGGGAUCACUGUUCAUCAAUGACCGCCGUGGCCACGGUGGAAGCAAUAGCGUCAACUUUGGUGAAGAUCAGUUAAUGAUGGUCACUCAAUCAUCAAAAAUGACUUCCGAUCCCGACAUGCCUGAUCAGCAGAUCACAACACCUGGGGGCACCGCUGAUGGAAUGACAAGGAUGAGCAUAGAUGACCAGAAAUUGAUGAAUAUAUCGGCUCUCUUGCAACGUCUGAACGAGCUGACAGCCAAUAGAACGUCUCUCUUGGAUUUUGUUCAAAUGGCAACAAAGAGUACAUGUGGGUGUCCGGGACCCCCAGGUCCAAUCGGUCCACGUGGAUAUGUUGGGCCAAAGGGAGAUCAGGGUGUGAAGGGCCUUCCAGGAGCCAUAGGAGAGAAAGGGGAUAAGGGCGAUCGUGGGUCACUCAUCGACGGCGAAGGACAUAUCCUCCAGGGUCCACCUGGACCAAAAGGAGACAGAGGCGUCGCUGGCUCAAGAGGACGUAAGGGGGAACCAGGUAUUGACGGAAUGGAUGGGAUGACGGGUCUACCGGGCGUUCAAGGAGAACCUGGUCCUCGUGGUCUUCCGGGUGAAGAGGGGGAUCCUGGACCGAUGGGAAUAAAGGGUUCCAAAGGGGAUAUGGGUCCGAUGGGAACCAGGGGACAAAUCGGUUAUGAUGGCCAGAAAGGUAGCAAGGGUGAACCUGGUGUAAGAGGACACAGAGGUGUUCCUGGAUCAACAGGACCGUUUGGACCAAAAGGAAUCAAGGGAGAGCAGGGUAAGAGAGGUGAAAGAGGCUACCCUGGUCUUACAGGUUCAUCAGGUCCACCAGGGGAACCUGGAACCCCAGGUCGAAAUGGAAUGAAAGGACAAAAAGGAGAACGCCAUGUCUAUGUGCUGCCAGGCGGUGAACAUGUGCAACCUACUGAGUAUUUCUCUCCAACCCCUCCUAGCCCAAACCCAACAACCAAACCUGCAAACAUUGAGCCUGAGGAAAAGAUGUUCAAGAUAUAUGAACCAAUUGUGAAAUCAAAGUGCCGGUUGACGAACAUUUCUGCCCCACAUGAGAUCCAUACUGUGAAAAGAUCCUACGGAACUUGGAUGACAGACACAUCUGAAGAUAGCAGACAGACUGAUGUUAUAUGGCUCACCAUGCAUCAUCAUGGGGCUAUACUCAUAGAAUACAAGAACCUUGAUGAAAUGAAAGACCGACGCCUUUCAUCCACCUACGCAUUACCCUUCCAGUGGGAUGGUAAUGGCCAUGUGGUAUACAAUGGAUCUUUCUACUAUCAUCAUAGAAACACAGGUUGUAUCAUUCGAUAUAACUUGAGUAGUGGAUCCAUUAUCAAACGUGUACCAAUAACAUCUCUAGGUUACCAAGACGAUGACUUGUUCCAACUGUCUUCAGGAUACACCAAUGUUGACUUUGCAGUAGAUGAAAAUGGUCUGUGGAUCAUAUACCCACUCACUCGCCCUGGAUCCAUCGGUAAACUCGCCGUCUCCAAACUUGACCCUGACUCGCUGGAAAUCAUCACAACUAUCACAACAGAUCAUAACUUCCAGUCAACGGCCAAUGCCUUUAUUAUCUGCGGUGUGUUGUACACGACAAAAGGACCGCAUAGCAGACCAUCAAGGGUUGAUUUUGCUUUUGACUUGCUAAGAGAGGUCGUUUUGGAGGAUAUCAGUAUGAACAUUGAGAACAGACAUCGUAGAACUGUUAUGCUCUCGUAUAAUCCUCGAGAUAGACUGUUGUAUGGAUGGGAUAAAGGCAGACUUCUUACAUAUCAUGUGACAAUUAAGGAAUAUACAGAUGAUUAAAAAAAGACAAACAUGCUGUAUGCAGCAUUGUAAAUAUGUGUAUUAUGAUAUUGUAAAUGCACUGGUAUAGUUGAUACAGAGAUUGAACUGAGAGGAGUUCUUUUAUAGAUAAAUUAUGUAUCGAAUAAUUACCUUGAUAAUAUUAAUUACAACGUUGAAAUAAGCCAUCCAAAUUGAACACUAAUAACCACAUUGUAAAGUCCAAUGAUCAUGCUAUCAAUAUUAUCUCAUAAUGAAAUAAUUUUUUUUGAUUAAUUUGUCCAAAGUUUAAGUCAGAGUAACAACAGUUCUUUGAGAAUAAAGAAACAAGCGAGACAGACUGCAUACAUUUAAUUCCUCUACAUCAAGAAUACCACUACGCUUUUUUUCAGGGAGCAGUCAACGAUCAUUUGGGUAAAAAAACAUUACUCAUGUAAGGUAGAGAAACCAUCCUUUUUGAUAAUUUAAUAACAUUUCUUGCAUAAAGAGGAUGUCAUGUACAUGUUUAUUUCUUUUAAGGUGCUAUAACUUAUGUAUAAAAUGUAAAUAUGUAUAUAUUUUACAUCAAUUCGUGAUAUCAGUCUUAUUCUAAAUAAUUUUAUGGUAAAAUGGCAAAUGCACAGCUGUAGAUAUCCUUUCAAUAAUAGCAAAAAUUAACAAAUUUUUCUUUCUUAAUUCUUUUAAACUGAAAUCUGUCCCUAAUGUCUGUCCUAAAUAGCUUCAUGCUAUGGAGUAUCAGAUCAAGAUAUUCCAGCUUUGGUUUCCUUCUUAGAUAACAUCCUGUAUUUUAUAUACACAUGCUGCAAAAAAUAUGUCUAUUCAUUAAAAAAAAAAACAAUCACAAAUUUUAGAUUUUUCUGAGUAACAAAAUAAUUUUAUUCAUAUUUUCUUUUUAUGCAUGUUAACAUGACAAGAUGGGCAAAAAAAUUAACACUUUAAGUAUAUGUACACAACCAUGUCAAAGGAUAUAUGAAAAGAGAAUGUGUACUUUUCUAUUUACAAGUACUGUGUAUAACCUUAUAAAAAAAGGUGUAUGGACAAGUUUUACAUGGACAGGUAAUGUGUAUUUUAGGUAUAAAAAUGUAAAAGAAAUUCGAUGACAAUUUAACCACAGUACCAUCAAGGAAGCACAUCAUGAUACAAAUAGUCAGUUAUAAGCUACAGUGGAUUCUUGCAUCUGAUUGGCAAAGAGCAAAUUAAUCAGUGAAAAUCACUAACAAAAUCCGGAUAUGCAUGGUGAAAAAUGCUGCUUGUAACAUAUCAAUACAUCAUUUUCACAAAAUAAGAAAGAACUCAAUUCUGGGAUAUUGAUCAUUUUGUUUCUACUUUUCGUCAGCACUUUCUUCUCAUCUACAUGUAUAUCAACAUUGUUUGCCUUUCUAUGUAAUAUGUUCUUCAUGGCACGAGGUACAAAUAAACCUAAAACUUGAUAUCAAAUAGAAAUGUUAUUAGGACGUAAUGAAAAGAUGACAUGGAACAAUUUGGAAUCCAUAACAUAAAAGUUUGCAGACAAUGUCAUAUUUCAAUGCCAGCUAUUUUGAUAUCAUGUUAUACAGUUAUGGAAUGCUAUAUACUUGUACUACUUUUCAGCCAUUCUGAGCGAGUCCUUUUUGGUAAAACAUGUAAAUGAAUAGUCUCUGACCAGGAGUAACUUUCUUGAAACCAACUAUAGCUUCUUUAGACAGUGUAUAAUUUUAGUACAUUAAUUAAAAGCUAGUCAGACUUGGUAAUAAACCUCACAAAAUAAAACGAUUGCUAUUUUGAGUAUUUUCUUCCUUCAAAAGAACCACCAAUACUCAUUUAUAUAUCUUUGGCAUUAUAGAUCAUACACACAUGCACUAAUUGGAAUGUGCAAAGGGGAAUAAUUUAAUAUCUACAAAAGCUAUCUUUGGUCCUUAUUUGGUGCCUCUGUUCUAGUAAAUUUUCUUUCAUCCGGCUUAUGCAAUCUAGCUUCAUAAUAAUUGAACAUGGUCAUCUUAAAUUAUGAUUUGUUCUGUUAUACAUAAUGAGGGCGCCAUUGCACAUACCUCUGUACAUGAAUGUCAAGAAUUUUAAUAAAAUGUCCUCUUUGAAGGGAGCUACACACUCUGACAAUCCAAAUCCACCCAAAUAACGAUGAUGCUCCCCCCC
Messenger RNA from Lytechinus variegatus (green sea urchin), 4896 nucleotides. Its product is annotated as collagen alpha-1(XV) chain-like. Gene Ontology annotation, biological process: signal transduction. The transcript has 13 exons. The annotation marks the transcript as partial. The record is from RefSeq and is a predicted model, not a curated record. NCBI's taxonomy places the organism in Eukaryota, Metazoa, Echinodermata, Echinoidea, Temnopleuroida, Toxopneustidae.